Molecule: messenger RNA, 1290 nt
Organism: Drosophila biarmipes
Lineage: Eukaryota; Metazoa; Arthropoda; Insecta; Diptera; Drosophilidae
Product: tropomyosin-1, isoforms 33/34-like
Exons: 2
Coding region: 1-819 (272 amino acids)
Source: RefSeq, a predicted model, not a curated record
AUGUAUAUAAUUCAAAAGUACGAUCUAAUCGUUGAAAAAGAGCGCUAUUGCCUGAUUGGCGACAGCCUGGACGAGGCCUUUGUGGACCUGAUCGUGGGCCUGGAGCCCUUCUGGAAUCCGCGCAACCCCAAGCCGCCGACGCCCAAGCUGCCCACGCCCACGCCCGAGGAGCUGGCCGCCAUGGAGGAGGCACGAGCGGCCGCCGAAGCCGCCGCAGCGGCCGAGGCAGAAGCGGCUGCUGCUGCUGCUGCCGCGGGCGAACCCGGAGCAGAGGGAGAAGGCGCUGCGCCCGGAGAGGCAAAGGCACCGGAGAAGGAACCAACGCCUCCCAAGGAGCCCACUCCGCCACCACCACCACCGCCGCCGUUCGAGUACUCGAUCGAUCUGCCCCCAGAGGGUGCCGAGGUGCCCUAUGUCAAGAACUACGAGCCACCGCCACCCGGCUCCGAACCAGAGCCUGUGCCAGCUGCUGAGGGGGAGGCUGCUCCGGCGGCUGAGGGCGCUGCUCCUCCAGCUGAGGGUGCCGCUCCUCCGGCGGAAGGUGCUGCUCCUGCCGCAGAAGGGGCCGCUCCUCCUGCAGAGGCUGCUGCUCCUCCUGCUGAGGGUGCUGCUCCUCCUGCUGAGGGUGCUGCUCCUCCGGCUGAUGGUGCUGCGGCUCCUGCUGAAGCAGCUACUGCUCCUGCCGAGGGAGAAGCUGCUCCUCCUCCGGCUGAAGCUGCUCUUGCCGCCGAAGCCCCAGCCGCCGAAGCUGCUCCAGCUGAAGCCCCAGCCGCCGAAGCGGCUCCCGCUGCGGCCGAAGGCGACGCACCACCAGCUUAGUCCCAGCUCAGCCCAUCCCCGCGAGAAACUGCUGCACAACACCGAAAGAAAACACAACUGCUACCAACUGCUGCCCUGCUUUUAAAAAACCUAGUUUAGAGCAUGUUUUUGAAAACAAUUUUAUUUUAUUUUAAAACGAAACAAAACGAAAUUGAAUUAAAAAUUCAGUUAGCAAAAGCAUUCUAAAAACGAAGUGCUGCUUACUUUUUGCGUUGUUUUGCUACCUUUUUUAUUUCAUAUUAACAGCUAGCACAACCUUGCCGAUUUUGCGAACUCAACUGCUGGCUUUUUUAUUUAUUUUGCCCGAAAAGAGGUAAUUAUCGUCGGUUUAUGUUGAGAUUAUAAGUUUUUAAGUGUGAAGGUCUCAGUUUGUGUCAGGUCUUAAUGUAAUUUUAAUGAUUUCUUAUGCAUUUUUAUUAAUUUCGUUCCUUACUCUUGCGUUCUUUUAUGAUUUCCCACACUCACCAACCU